Boeremia exigua is the source of this 1360-nucleotide messenger RNA. Its product is annotated as NRDE protein-domain-containing protein. The coding region runs from base 265 to 1218 and encodes 317 amino acids. Gene Ontology annotation, biological process: Golgi organization; protein secretion. NCBI's taxonomy places the organism in Eukaryota, Fungi, Ascomycota, Dothideomycetes, Pleosporales, Didymellaceae. The transcript has 2 exons. Gene Ontology annotation, cellular component: Golgi apparatus. The record is from RefSeq and is a predicted model, not a curated record.
AUGACAUAAGGCGACCGAUGGCCCGAGGCUCAGGACUCUCGCCCGUUGCUGGCCUUCAGACCUCGUUUCUCCUCACGCCGCCGAAUAUGCAUGAUCCCACCUCACCCCACGUGGCGCAGCGAGCUGGAAUCUGGGGAGACAGGAGACACGUAUAUAGUGUCGUUGUUGGCAGCCACACCACCCACGUCAAAACUGCACGCCGUUUCUGAUAUCAAUUGAACGACACAUUCUAUCGACAUCUGAGAAAUAUACCAGAGCCUGACCAUGUGUAUCGCAAUCCUCACCACCGCACACCCGGACUAUCCCUUCAUCCUCCUCAAUAACCGCGAUGAGUACCUCCACCGCCCAACAGCAGAAGCCCAAUGGUGGCCAUCACCCGACUCCCAGGUCCUAGGGGGCUAUGACCUCCACCGCCCUGCCCACGGCACCUGGUUAGGCAUGACGCGACAAGGCCGCAUCGCAGUCCUGACCAACUACCGCGAGGAGAACCAAGCCAUCGUGCAAGGCGCCCGCAGCCGCGGCCUGAUCCCCAAUGCCUGGCUGAAAACCGACCCCGCCUCCACGCAAACCGCCGCCGACUUCGCGCGCCAGAUGAUCGAAGAAGACGGCGUCCAGGGCGUCGGCGGCUUCUCGCUGUGCUACGGCUUCGCCCAGGACGUAAUCAACGGUGCCGGCCUCAGCAUCGUGAGCAACCGCACGCCCGAUGUUGAAGGCGUGGUGCAUCUCCUACGCCAAAAGGGCGAGACGACGGCGCUCAGCAACGCCGCGUACGGCGACCGCUCGUGGCCCAAAGUCACCAAUGGCGAGAAGUGGACCGAAGAAGCGAUCAGCGCAUCGGUUGCGGCGCACGAGACGCGCGAGCAGCUUGUUGAGCGCCUGCUAGGCGUGCUGUCUGUUGAUAGCAUGCCCCGCCAGCGAGACAACGAGGAGUGGGAUAUGUAUCUUACGCAGCUGCGGCAUAGCGUGUUUAUUCCGGCGAUUGGGAGAGAUCACCUUGAGUUGCAUAAGAUGCCGAGCCAUGAGGUGGGCGAUGUGGUGAAGCAGAAGGCGGCGGAUGCGACGAGUGGGUGUUAUGGCACGGAGAAGCAGAUCGUGAUCCUUGUUGAUAAGGCUGGUAAGGCGUUCUAUUUGGAGCGCACGCUGUUUGACAGUGAUGCGCAGCCUGUUGCUACAGGAGAAGGGGACCGGACGUUUGAGUUCCAGAUUGAGGGGUGGUGAUGAGAAAGCGACAGGACAAAGACUCCGUUGGCGAGAUUGUAGAUGAUUUGGGUAUCAUGGUCAUUGAUGCUUCUUUAUAAAUAGAAAUCGUUGACUGACAUGUGAUCAAGACAGCCAUGGAUACAACAAUACUUCGAGGAAU